Molecule: messenger RNA, 731 nt
Organism: Truncatella angustata
Lineage: Eukaryota; Fungi; Ascomycota; Sordariomycetes; Amphisphaeriales; Sporocadaceae
Exons: 1
Coding region: 35-613 (192 amino acids)
Source: RefSeq, a predicted model, not a curated record
CCCGAAAGUCGCUCAUACCAGUGGGGAGAUUAAGAUGAAAGAAAACAGGCCAGGCGUGGCGAGCUCUCGAAAAGCCUCUGGUCAGCCAGACCGUCUUAAGUGUCCUUCCCAUGAGCGCAAGAAAUGGACGAUUGACAAGAUCUAUUUCGAUUGGCAUCGCUGGGUUCCUCUGCGUGACCAUCCGAACUUGAGAUGGGCAUUGGCAAUUGUUUCCGCAGUCAUCAUCGUUGCUAUCAUGAUCGUGGGCAUCGUUUUCACGGCGGAAUACUACUCCUGGUACUAUGCCUCAGGGGCUUGGGUCUGGGCUCACGCAAAGACGAAUAUCACUCAGACCGUUGUUUCCUCGACAAAUAUCGUGGACAAAAUCGAAACGCUGCCUGCUAGAGCCAGUGCACAGACGACGGAGAGACUGGCCGGAAAAGAUGAUAAAUACGACAACAAGGCGAGAUAUAUAGCCGGAAUUCGGCAGACGACCCUUUGCGACCCUCGAUGGAGUUGUGCUCGAUUUGAUCAGCCAGAACGUGUCCCCCCCCCCCUCUCUCUCGCUCUCUCUCUCUUUGUCUUUCUCUGUCUCUCUCUCAUUCCUGCACCAACUUGCUUUGAUGACGACUAACAAGAAUGCAUAUUGAAGGCAAUAUGCUGCGAGACUGGGAUGUACUGCCAGCAAACAGACCUUGAUCUAAGCAAUUCUGGCACAUAUUGCUGCAAAAACGCGAGCUGUCCCGAAGAGG